CUAAUAUCCAGUUUGGGAUUGUAUCCGGAACACCGACGUCCGGAUCGGGAUAAUUUCAUCACGGUCAACUUAAUUAACGUUUCUCCUGCUAAUUAUUUCUUUUUUAGCACUUUGCCUCCUUCUGACGCUAAGCUGAAUGCCAGCAAUUUGCCAUAUGACUACGGAUCUAUCACCCAACAAUCUCCAAAAUAUUUAUCAUGGAACAACCAGCCAACCAUGACUGCCAAAGAUAAAUUGUUUCAAAGUUCAAUGGGUCAAAGAGUUCAACUGUCAUUUCUAGAUAAGUCCACACUCAACCAACUCUAUUGCUAUUCUUCUUGCUCCAGCCGACCGGACUGUAGUAACAAUGGUUUUCCAGACAGCAACAACUGCAACCGGUGCAUCUGCCCCGAUGGUUAUGCUGGGAACCUCUGCCAAUAUUACGCCCCACAUAACGAACAGAGUAUUUUUGGCUAUCAUUAUCGUUAUUUUUAUUGUUAUUAA
Messenger RNA from Helobdella robusta, 483 nucleotides. RefSeq lists its product as hypothetical. The annotation marks the transcript as partial. The transcript has 3 exons. Gene Ontology annotation, biological process: proteolysis. NCBI's taxonomy places the organism in Eukaryota, Metazoa, Annelida, Clitellata, Rhynchobdellida, Glossiphoniidae. The record is from RefSeq and is a predicted model, not a curated record. Gene Ontology annotation, molecular function: metalloendopeptidase activity.